Molecule: messenger RNA, 3583 nt
Organism: Harmonia axyridis
Lineage: Eukaryota; Metazoa; Arthropoda; Insecta; Coleoptera; Coccinellidae
Product: putative phosphatidate phosphatase
Exons: 6
Coding region: 303-1184 (293 amino acids)
Biological process (GO): signal transduction; phospholipid dephosphorylation; phospholipid metabolic process
Molecular function (GO): phosphatidate phosphatase activity
Source: RefSeq, a predicted model, not a curated record
CACUGAAUUAGUUCCCGCUGAUCAGCGGUGUAGUUCAAACGUUGUGUAUUCCUAGUGGUUUUAUGACAGCUGUGCCACUCUGCGGGAUAAAGUGUCACAUCAAGAGCGAUCAUAACUCUUGCAUAUAUUGAGUUGUUGGGAAUAUUGGAUAAUUGCCGUCUCUAUUUGCGAAUAACAUCGUGUCCCUUGAUUUAUGUUCGUUAUGAUGACUUCCUAGGGUUCAGAGCUGUUGACAUCAAAUGAAAUCUGUUUGCCCUUUCUAUUAAUUUAUUGAAUGACAUGAAUUAAAAUUAAUUGGACUUAUGGCUUCCGUCAAUUCGGUGGAGGUGCCUGUGACCAAGGUGCUUCUGGAUGUGGUUUUAUUGUUAUGCGUUGGAUUUCCAAUUCUGUUCCUAUACCUGUGGGGCACUGCGUACCAAAGAGGAUUCUUCUGUGAUGAUGAAAGCUUACGACACCCUUAUUAUCCUUCAACAGUACCUAGUUCUUAUCUCUAUAUAAUUGGCAUCGGAAUGAACUGUAUAGUGAUGGUACUCACAGAAUACUUCAACUGUCCCAAAACGAAUAAGGAAGUGAGAUUCUUGGGAAAAAUCAUACCGAACUGGCUUGUAAACACCUACUGUGUCCUUGGUGUCUUCGCUUUCGGCAUGGCUUGUUCCCAAUUGACGACAGACAUUAUCAAAUACACAGUAGGAAGACUGAGACCACACUUCUAUACGGUUUGCUUGCCAAGUGUCAACUGCACGAAUGAUUUUUUGGGCCAUAACCAUACAUAUCAUACGGUUUUCACUUGCACAAACGAAUUGUAUAGGCACAAUAAGCAUAUUAUGAAGGAAUUGAGGUUAUCCUUCCCAUCCGGACAUUCUUCAUUUUCCAUGUUUACAAUGACAUAUUUUGCGAUCUAUCUGCACAAACGAAUGACCUGGGAUGGUUCUAAAUUAUUGAGACACACCUUACAGUUUCUGGCUGUAUUGGCGGCUAUCUUCACGGGAAUGACCAGGAUAUCCGACUACAAACACCACUGGAGCGACGUAUUGGCAGGACUCAGUUUAGGGUGUGCUAUAGCAAUAAUCACGGCAACUUGUUUUUCGACACUCUUCCCUAAAAGAGAUGAAGAGUCCCUUCUGGAAAAUGAUUCUUCAGAAUUGUCAAACCUGAAUGGAAACAGGGCAGCUGCUAGAGUAUGAAUAUAUUGGUAAAAGUUUUUUGAGCUUUGAUAAGAAUACUCUUCAUCUAUGUAUUAUUAUUAUUUACUACAAUAUAGGUAAAAAAGUUUACUGUAUUCCAUUCUGAAUAGAAUGACUGGAAAGUAUUAUCAGUAUACCUAUAAAACUGUUGAAUCGAAAUUUUUCUAGAUGUAUUAUAAUUCGUACUAUUUGAAUUGUUUAAAGCAGCUAUAGAUGGGGUAUUUAAAGGACCGAUGCUUUUAUAUCGAUAAGAUUGCUUUCGAAAAUGUCUGAUAGUGUUGGUGAAUUGUAUUGUUUCGUUUUUUUUUCAAUGAAAAUCAGAAAUUAUGAGCGAUAUAUGACAACGACAUCUUCUGCCGGUAGGAAUGGCUUCUAUCAAUUAAGAUAAUUUGAUAUAGGUCUUCGCAAUUUGAUCGAUUAAUAUAUCGUUAGUGCCAAAUCUUUUAUAUAAUCUUUUUUCCUUUAAUUGAAAUUCCUUCAUUAGAAUAUAUCGGAAAAAAAAAUUUCAAUUUGAAAAUAAUCUUCAUAUUUGAAUAUAUGAACUAAUAACUGUAAAUUAUAUGUAUAAUAAAACUUUUUUCAAAAAUAAUAUAUUUAUCAAAUAUUUAUAAAUUGAAAGACAACUUAUGGAAUCAAACUCAUGAAAAUCAAUCUUCGAUUCGAAUGAACAAAAUUAUCUGUCGAAGAAAAGCAGCUUUAUCUAACCUUUUUUGAAGACAAAGACGUUAUUCGUUUCAUAAUUUAAUAGAAAGAUUGUUAAACAACAUGAUUGUACCUAUUUUGGUAUAGAAUCGAUAGAAAUAACCGUUAAUUUUCAUUUUAUUCAUGAAGUUUUUGUUUUUUUCAACACUAAUUCUGGAUUUGUUACUAUUUUGUUAGGACGGAUUCAUAAUUAUUGGGAUAAAUGAUUAUGGGACCUAUGUAUAUAUAUUGAGUGAAUUCUCACAGGGUUCUAGGUCGAGGAUUUUUCUCACAAAACCAGCUUUUGGAAAAAAGGCCAACUAGUUUCAACUUUAUUUUAAAGUCUCCAUCAGGGCUCUGAAUGUACAACAUGAACUACAAUAAUAACUUAGAUGUCUAAAAAUUUUAGGAUUACAGAAUUAUUUUGAAUAUUUAAAAACUUCUUUACAUAGACAAAAUAAUAUACAUGAACCACAAUAAAAAUUCAGAUGUUUGAAACUUGAACAUAACAACACUGUUUGGAAAAUUAUUAAAAAGUCUUAUUUAUUGAUUUAUUCAUUUAAUUAUUUAUUUUUGUGUUUGAAUACAUCGAUCAAUAAGUGAGGAAGCAGGCUUGAAAUCUAUUGUAAUAAAAACAAAAAUUUUAUUCGUACAUUUCAGAGCCUUAUUAAAAAGACUUUAAAAUAAAUAGUUGGCCUUCUUUCCAAAAGCUUCUUUUAUGAGAAAAAUCCUUGACCUAGAAACCUGUGAAAUUUACUCAAUAUAUUUAUUGGGAUCAGAUUAUGAGUUGUUGUUUGAGAAUACACAUUUGCCUCAAUUUGUAGUUUCAUAUUUGAAAGGUUUUUAGGAAUAUUCUUCAUAUCUAAAUAUCCCAUGGAAGUUAUCAGGAAAAUAAGUACUUGGAGUGCAAAAACUCUCAACAUUCAGUAUUUUCAAUGUGUGACACAAAAUUCAAUUAACCCUUAAUAUUGUUCUGCAAUAUUCGAAGUACGAUUAAAAAAGUAAUUUAUUGAAACAACAAUAGGUUGAUUACAUCUCUAAAUAGAAACAUUCGUUUGUUGUUCUGAAUAAACAAUUAUAGUACCUACAAUGUUAUAAACUAUUUUUCCUCGAUUAAAAUGAUUUUGCUUCAUGGGUGGACAUGAUAUAUAAAUACAUAUUAUCAAUUCCUUGGAAACGUUCUUGUAUUUAUUUGCCAAUUGUUUCACGUUAUCUUCAAUCAAAUCGUUUGACCUUUCUUUAUAAACUUACAUAUUAAAUUAAUAGUUCAAACAAUGUAGCAUACAAUAUUAUGUUAUUUAGUUUCUGUACUUUGAUUCAAUUUGCAACGACGAAUAAUUCGAUAAUUAUUUUCAUUGAUUUAGGAAAUUGAUUAAUUUUAAUCGGAUUAUAUUGCAAGUCUUCUCUGCUCAUUUCUAACAACAUAAAUUUCUCGUUUUAAUUUAUUGGAGAAUCAUCCUGUAAUUUUAAUGUACAUAUGUAACCAUUGAGAUUAUGUCUGAAACAAAUUUAUUUUUUUUUUGUAUUUUUGAAUUGCUUUUUUUUCUGUAGCUGUUAAAUUGACAAAAAUCCGUACUAUAUUUAUAUAAUUCCGAAUUUUAAAUAUUCAGUUAUUUGAAUGUGGAAUACCAUUUGUGAUAUCAAUUUUGUUCACUAUUUGUGAUUCUUUUAGUUUAUGUUAUUUAUUGAAAUAAAUGAAAAAUUCGAAAUUUCUUGAA